This is a messenger RNA of Cannabis sativa, 1043 nucleotides long. RefSeq lists its product as uncharacterized. The transcript has 5 exons. Lineage: Eukaryota; Viridiplantae; Streptophyta; Magnoliopsida; Rosales; Cannabaceae. The record is from RefSeq and is a predicted model, not a curated record. The coding region runs from base 176 to 667 and encodes 163 amino acids.
UUGCAACCGACGCAACUCCAUGAGCCUUUAAUGAAAACAGUCGCUAAUUAGUUUAGUUUUUUCACAAAAUCCCUAAUUCUAACUUAGACAUUUCAUUUUUAGAAAACCUAAUAUCCCAUUGCUCUCUUCUCUCUCCCGCCCAAAACUCCAUGAAUCUCUCUUCGCCCCAAGCUCAAUGAACGACUCUCUCUCGACUAGGCCAGCGGCGCACCACGGAAUCUUGAAGGCCAUUUCAACCCUCUCCACUCUAUUUCCCUCUCUGCUGGAUCUCUCUCCCCUUCGCCCUCUUCUUCGCAAACCCGUAGCCCAAACCACCACCACCAGCAGCGCAACUCGACGACCCAACCACAACAACACUUCUUUGGUGUCCUCCUCGUUGUCGGCCGCUGCUAGCAGAGGUUGGGCGGAGGUUGGAUUGGAAGCGACGGCCUUCAGAUCUUGUUCGUGGGCUACGGAACUUGGACUGGUCGGUGAACUGCUGCUAGAGGUUUUCUUCAAAACUGUUAAUGGGGACACGUUUUUUAUGACAGGAAGCUUCAAUGAAUUUAAGGUAGAAGACCAUUCAAAUGAUUCUUGGGAUCAACAUAAUGCUAUGACUAGCACUGCGGUAAAGAAGCUGCAAAGGGUUGUUCCUCUUAGUGCAAGAAAUUUAUUGGAGAUCGAGUAAAGGAGUUGCACCAUUCCUGCAGCUCAAACAUUUUAGUGAGUCGUCAUAAAGAAAAUAUCUCACAAGAAAAUUGCUCAAUCUUUCAUUAUAAAGCAUAUGGCGCUACUUAGCGAUACAAUUUUAAAUCGAGAUUGGAUAAGCAAAAAGGUACUUCGGAUAAUAUCAAGAGUUAUGAAAGUUAGGAGUAGGAGAACCUUUUCUAAUCAUACAUUUGGAGGAUAGGAUUGUGUAAUGUAAGUGCAAAUUUUUACUAAGUUAUGAAGGUUGGGCUUGUAUACUGAAAGUAUUGUUAGAAAUAUUUGUUAUAUGAACACUUUAUGUAAUAUUACUCAUGUAAUUGUCUUAAUUUGAAUUUAUCUUAUUAAUUUUAACUUUA